Messenger RNA from Penicillium canariense, 801 nucleotides. RefSeq lists its product as uncharacterized. Bases 1 to 801 code for a protein of 266 amino acids. Lineage: Eukaryota; Fungi; Ascomycota; Eurotiomycetes; Eurotiales; Aspergillaceae. The record is from RefSeq and is a predicted model, not a curated record. The transcript has a single exon.
AUGGAUAGACCACCGGUUACCAAGCUUACAACAGAAAUAUUGCUCAAGGUAUUCGAAUUACUCAGCCAGGACAGCGACGCAGCGCUUGUCGCCUCUAUCCUGUGCUGCAAGAAGUGGCGCCCUGCUGCUGAAUCUGUUCUGUACGGCGAUGUUUUUCUGAAUACCGACCGCCUCACCAGGUUCCUGGAUAGCUACCAGAGCGACCGCCAGAUCCGGUCGCUGACAUUGGUCAUGGAUUCUGUUCCCCUCAACCCUUACGACCCAACUCUGGCCGUCCAGACGGCCACCGCCCGGCUCAAGGCGCUACAACAGCUUGGCUCGCGCAUCAACAAGCUGGCUCUUGUCUCGCUUUCUAUCACGGCGGACUUCCCAUUGCCAUAUACAGCCUCCCCCGAAUUUUGUGCUAUUGUUAAUGACCCGCCCAAUUCUUGCGCCUGCCUGGAGAUUGAUAUUAAACACAGCGGCUUCAUUCUUGAUUCUAGGGCAGACCUUCAAAGCCAGCCAGCAACAUCAACAACAUCAACAACACUACCACAUAUGUGCGACGCUAUUCGGAUGAUCCUUCCACAACUCGAGCAUGUCCGCCUGCGUCUUCCACUACUCUGCUCUGCUCUAUUUAGCGCUGCCACUAAGAGUAAGUCAAAUGCGCAAGAUUUCGGGCUUCGAAGCUGUGCGUGCCACGAACCUCAGAAGCUGCCUCAUCAACCUCUCCCUGGGCGAACCUACAGGGCCAUCUUCCUCGGGUUCUUGGGCGGCUCCAUGCGAGUCCGGUCUCAUUCCUCACAUUGGAGUGAUACAUGA